UCUUCUUGUUCAUAGCGACUUUGCUCUUCAGCACAGCCGGUCUCUUUGAACGAAGCCGGAUCGAAGCUCUAGCACUCUCUACAUCCCCAAAAUGGUUCAUUCAGUUAAACCGAUAUCCAGCCCCGUCCCAGACGCUUGGUAUCCAACGUUAGCUGUGCUCAUGCUCGCCGUCGGUCUAGUCAUCACCGCUUCUUUCUUUAUCUAUGAAGCAACCUCUUCUAGGAAAAGCCGUAGUCUUGCUAAGGAACUCGCAACAGGGGCAGUGGCAUCGGUCUUUUUGGGCUUUGGAUCCUUGUUCUUGCUCCUUGCUUCGGGUGUCUAUGUUUGAUUUAACGAUGGAUUUUUGUAUCGGGAUAUGGAAGUUUAAGAGUGUUUACUAAUUUGCAUCUUUUAGAACUACAUUAUAUGUUCUCUACUGAGUUGUCUGGCAAUUCUAUUCCAAUAUAUUGAUGCGAACUUUUCGAUUUACAUUUGUGCAUGUUGAUAUUUUCGAUCACGGUACAUUUGAUCUUCCUUAAGGCGUGUUGGGUACACAGACAUGAUUGGAUAGACAGACAAAUGAGUUUAAUUUUAAAUGGGCAGUUCAGUAA
Molecule: messenger RNA, 590 nt
Organism: Cynara cardunculus var. scolymus (artichoke)
Lineage: Eukaryota; Viridiplantae; Streptophyta; Magnoliopsida; Asterales; Asteraceae
Product: transmembrane protein 258
Exons: 4
Coding region: 92-328 (78 amino acids)
Biological process (GO): protein N-linked glycosylation
Cellular component (GO): membrane-bounded organelle
Source: RefSeq, a predicted model, not a curated record